Messenger RNA from Blastomyces gilchristii SLH14081, 600 nucleotides. RefSeq lists its product as uncharacterized. Lineage: Eukaryota; Fungi; Ascomycota; Eurotiomycetes; Onygenales; Ajellomycetaceae. The coding region runs from base 1 to 600 and encodes 199 amino acids. The transcript has 2 exons. The record is from RefSeq and is a predicted model, not a curated record.
AUGAUCGUCCACCUUAACAGCAAAGUUGCAUUCACUGUUAGAGGACCCUCUAUACUCACCAAUGCAAAAUGCUCUGUGUCAUCUCAAGCCUUCACAUAUCUAUCAGACUUUUGCCACCGUCACAACCUUGAGAAUCAGGCCAAAGCAGGCCUCGGAGCAGCUCUAACAUUUCCAUCACCUCUACCAGCUUCAAUUCAUUUACAGCCAGUUCCAGACAAAACCAACAUCUCCCAACCACCAAAGCCAAGUCUUGAAGAUUCCUUCUCAGUGAUGACAAACCUGAUGACAAUAAGUUCAGCUGUUACCGGGUUGACUGCAACUCUCAAUGUGUAUACUCCGGAGCCUGUCAAUUGGAGGCUGGUGGCUAGCAAGCACAAUCACUGGCUUUUACUCAAAGAAGUUCGAAGUGGCACACCUUUUGUGAACUUGCCCUCGUGGUGGUGGACCCAAUUGCCCCAGUCUUACAUUUGCAUCCCAUGUCCAGAUCCCGUCGAUGAAACUAGAGCCUUCAUCUCCCGCCAGAAAGAGACGACUUUGCUUGUCUGUCCCGAAAGACAUGGAACUACAUGCCACCUUGGAAGCCUCAUGGGAGAGUCAUAA